Molecule: messenger RNA, 1539 nt
Organism: Priapulus caudatus
Lineage: Eukaryota; Metazoa; Priapulida; Priapulimorpha; Priapulimorphida; Priapulidae
Product: ruvB-like 2
Exons: 14
Coding region: 25-1443 (472 amino acids)
Biological process (GO): regulation of transcription by RNA polymerase II; chromatin remodeling; box C/D snoRNP assembly
Cellular component (GO): R2TP complex; NuA4 histone acetyltransferase complex; Ino80 complex
Molecular function (GO): ATP hydrolysis activity; DNA helicase activity; ATP binding
Source: RefSeq, a predicted model, not a curated record
ACACCGCUUUAUUGUUUGAGCGGCAUGGCGGACACUACUAAAGUACCGGAAGUCCGAGAGAUAACGCGCAUAGAGCGUAUCGGUGCGCAUUCGCACAUUCGAGGAUUAGGACUAGACGAUGCGUUAGAAGCAAGGCAGGUUUCGCAGGGAAUGGUCGGCCAGUGCAAGGCUAGGCGAGCGGUCGGACUCAUCCUAGAAAUGAUAAAGGAUGGAAAGAUAGCUGGGAGAGCACUUCUACUGGCUGGUAGACCAGGAACUGGGAAAACUGCGAUAGCUAUGGGACUUGCGCAAGCACUUGGACAAGACACUCCAUUUACCGCCAUGACCGGGAGUGAGAUAUUCUCGCUCGACAUGUGCAAAACGGAAGCACUGUGUCAAGCCUUCCGCAAGUCCAUCGGAGUGCGCAUCAAGGAGGAGACUGAAAUUAUAGAAGGCGAAGUGGUAGAGAUACAGAUCGACAGACCUGCAACUGGAACAGGGCAGAAAGUGGGCAAGCUCACACUGAAGACGACAGAGAUGGAGACCAUCUAUGAUCUCGGAACAAAGAUGAUCGAGUCACUGACUAAGGAGAAAGUUCAGGCUGGAGACAUCAUUACUAUUGACAAGGCUACUGGCAAAAUCUCCAAACUGGGACGUUCAUUUACGAGAGCAAGAGACUACGAUGCUAUGGGAGCUCAGACGAAGUUUGUCCAGUGUCCCGAGGGAGAGCUGCAGAAGCGGAAGGAGGUGGUACACACCGUCACUCUUCACGAGAUCGACGUCAUCAACAGUCGAACCCAAGGCUUCCUCGCUUUGUUCUCGGGAGACACGGGGGAGAUCAAGUCUGAGGUUAGAGAACAGAUCAACGCUAAGGUCGCUGAGUGGAGAGAAGAGGGCAAGGCAGAAAUCGUGCCAGGGGUUCUGUUUGUGGACGAGGUACACAUGCUGGACAUCGAGUGCUUCUCCUACCUCAACCGAGCGCUGGAGAGCGACAUGGCACCCGUUCUCAUCAUGGCGACGAACCGAGGAAUCACGAGGAUUCGAGGUACGAACUACCAGAGCCCACACGGCAUGCCGAUAGACCUACUAGAUAGACUCAUCAUCGUUCACACACAACCAUAUGACGAGAAGGAGACCAAACAGAUCUUGAGGAUCAGAUGCGAGGAGGAGGACGUUGAGAUCUGUGACGACGCGCUGACGGUGCUAACGCGCAUCGGCAUGGAGACGUCGCUGCGCUACGCGAUACAGCUCAUCACGACAGCCAACCUCGUCAGCCGCAAGCGCAAGGCCACCGAGGUCAACAUGGACGACAUCAAGCGUGUGUACUCGCUUUUCCUCGACGAAUCCCGAUCGUCGCAGUUUCUCAAGGAGUAUCAGGAAGAAUUUAUGUUCAACGAAAUGGCGAGCAACGAUAACGAUUCCGUGGAGCCCGCAAACGAGAACGACAACAUGGAGACAGUGUAGACGAUGGAAGAGAGAACGGUUUCCUGAGUGCACGUCUGUCUGCCUGGGAUUACUAUAUAUUGCAUCCUAGUAAAUAUCAAAUGUUUGUAUAGUGGA